Penaeus chinensis is the source of this 1268-nucleotide messenger RNA. Its product is annotated as pinin-like. The transcript is spliced from 3 exons. The coding region runs from base 1 to 1158 and encodes 385 amino acids. The record is from RefSeq and is a predicted model, not a curated record. NCBI's taxonomy places the organism in Eukaryota, Metazoa, Arthropoda, Malacostraca, Decapoda, Penaeidae.
AUGAGCGGAGCAUCUUCGUGCCGACUCCGGGCUUCCUCGCCGGGCCGCGUCUCGCUCCUCGGAAUUUGCUCUCGGGUACGAGCAUACAAACCUGCCAAACCGCUCGAGAAAGAGACACUAGCGUGGAAAAAAACAGUAUACACUCAGCGAAUAAAAACCCGGAAAACCGGGUACCUGAACGCGGGAAUAAAAAACAGCAGCAAUAUAAAAGAAGUUUCGCUCGUAUUUUGCCAGUCUUGCGCCAGCUUUCGCAAGUGGGUGUCGUCGACGCCAGCGAGGCAAUAUCUGCAGGAAGGCGGGAAUAAAGAUCCACGCAAGGUCAUCCGCAGAAGAGGAAUUCGACCGGCACGACAGAGGGAGAAGAACCGUGCGAAGGAGGAGAUGAAGGAAAGAAGGGAAUGGGAGAGACGAGAGGACAAUUACCAAGACCAGAGGGAAGACCCGAAAACACGUGACAGAGAGAUGGUAUUGCUCGAGGAAGGGAGACGAGGAGACGAAGAAGGGGAGAGAGAAAUAACGCAAGGACAAAGAGAGGAAGGAGACGGCCAGAAGAGAGACAGGAGAGAAGGAGAGAAAGGCGAAGUGCGGAAGGAAGCAAGAGACGAAGCGCAGGUCUACGUCAGGCAGAAAGGAAAGGAGGGAGAGGAACAGAGGCCGAUGACGGGAGAUGAAAGGAAUAAUGAAAGAGAAAUAGAGGAAGAAACGGAAACACGCGAAACAGUGCGAGAAUAUCCUGAUGAAAUGGAUAAGGAAAAGAGACACGUUACGGAAGAAGACAGUCAAAAAGAAAAAGAAAACGAGGAAGGAAACCAAACACGCGACCCGACGCGAGAAAAUCCCAACAUGGAUUUCGCCCUUCCCGACGGAGGAACCCAGGGCCCUACGCCCUCGCCCUCGCAGACCCAGCGCCCCCCUCCUCCAGCACGCCCGAACGAGCACCCGUGGGAAUACGUUCCCGACGUCUCCCACUCGGACCUCCUCGGCAAGCACGCCAGGACCUUCGUCAGGUUCUGGGCGGAGAUGGUGGCCGGCCUCGUGGUCCUGGGCGUGACUGAGACGUGCGGGGCGGCGGGGAGGCUGGGCAGGGCCGUCGGGAGGGCGGUGGCGUCGCGGAGGGCGCCCCGCGGAGACCAGGGGCGCCCUCACCUCCCGGCGUGAAGGAGGAGACACUGCUGUUAUUAUCUUGAAUAUCUUUAUGGUUAUUAUUUCUACUGAUAUUAUUGUUAUUGUUGCUGUUGCUGUUGUUAUUAUCAUUAUGAUUAUAAUUA